UUUACAGACGCUCCCUGCCGGCGGGGACAGCACGACCUGACCUUCAGUCUGGGACCUUCGAUCGGUCCCGCAGCGCGGGACGAGAGCGCCGAGUGGAAGCCGAGGCGGCAGCGGCGGCGGGACUGGCUGCAGAGGCCGGGGCCGCAGCAGAAGCGUCAUGUCGGAGUCGCCCCCGCAGGGUGCCGAGCGCGACCUUUUCCGGGACACGUGGGUGCGAUACCUGGGCUACGCCAAUGAGGUUGGGGAGGCCUUCCGCUCCAUGGUGCCAGCAGCUGUGGUGUGGUUGAGCUAUGGUGUGUCCAGCUCCUAUGUGCUGGCUGAUGCCAUUGACAAGGGCAAGAAGGCAGGAGACGUGCCAGGCCCUGAAGCAAGCCGCAGCACCCGGGUGACUGUGGCUGUGGUGGACACCUUCGUGUGGCAGGCUCUGGCCUCUGUGGCCAUCCCAGGUUUCACUAUCAACCGGGUGUGUGCAGCCUCUCUCUACGUCCUGGGCACCGCCACCCGCUGGCCUCUGGCUGUCCGCAAGUGGACCACCACUGCCCUGGGACUCCUGGUCAUCCCCAUCAUCAUCCACCCCAUUGACAGGUCGGUGGACUUCCUCCUGGACUCCAGCCUGCGCAAGCUUUACCCCUCAGUGCAGAAGCCCAGCUCCUCCUGACCCCAUUGUAGUACCUGGCCCGGGGGGUUGCCCACUCCCUGCUUUGUUUCAGCCUCCUCCUCCUGCCAGGGGAUGCGAUGCUUGGCUCCCUGGGGUCCAAGGCCCUGGUACCUGAGUGGGUCUGAGCUGGAUGAAAACAGAAGCAAAGGCCUCAAGGAGCAGCAGCUGCAGCGACUCAGACAGGGGCAGGACCUGAACCCUGUCUGCUUCUGUGGAAUUCGUGAUACUGAGCAGGAAAGGACCCUGGGUAGGCCCAGGCCUGUCUUUUCACAGGAAAGUAGCAUCCUCCCAGGGAGGAUAAGGAAUAUAGCCAAGAUCACUUGGCAAGCUGGGGACUUGGAACUUCCAGAAGCUCAGCCAAGGCACCCCAAGGCAGCGUGGCUGGACAGAGGAGUGGCAGGCACAGGGGGAAUGCAGGCAUGCAGUAGUGGGAACCCUCCCUGAGGACGGACUUCUGGCCAGCCCUCCACAGAGCAGGGGCUACGGGGGCCUGGCCGAAAGGCACAACAGCCCCGGUCUAAUAAAUCCUCAAGA
Pteronotus mesoamericanus is the source of this 1192-nucleotide messenger RNA. RefSeq names its product mitochondrial fission process 1 (gene MTFP1). The transcript has 4 exons. Gene Ontology annotation, cellular component: mitochondrion. The coding region runs from base 158 to 658 and encodes 166 amino acids. NCBI's taxonomy places the organism in Eukaryota, Metazoa, Chordata, Mammalia, Chiroptera, Mormoopidae. The record is from RefSeq and is a predicted model, not a curated record. Gene Ontology annotation, biological process: mitochondrial fission.